UUGAAGUCCUGUCUACGAGGGCGAGCCCUCCAGUCGAUUCACGGCUUAGCACUGACGGCACACAAUUACAGCAUUGCACUGGACAUUCUCAAGUCGCGAUACGAUGACAAGGUAACCACACGCCAUAUUCUUUUCACGCAACUGGCGAACCUCCCUUCCUGCGAUGAACAAGGUAAACACCUGCAGUCGCUCUACAAUAAGAUGUAUUCACUUACGCGCCAGUUCUGCUCGUUAGAAGAUGACACAAAAGAGAUAGCACUCGGAGCAAUACUUUUGAACAAAUUACCGCGAUUCGUACGCAGCAUGGUCUACGACAGAGCAGGGCAGUCACAUAACCUCACGCCAAGUGAAUUACUUCAGAUACUGACGGAUAUCGUACACAAAGAAGCAACGCUUCAGGAAAUCGAGCACUACAACAACCAGAAAAACGAUCGAUAUGAAGAUACCUAUUUCGCAUCACACGCUCAACGCAAAAGAUCGACUCCGUAUACACAGAAGAGAUCUCUCCCCUUGAAGACCGCUUCGAAUGAAAACAUCAGAACGCCUCCGCAAAGGAUCAAGACAUGUUCUUUCUGCGACUCCAAAGACCACAACGCCAUCAAAUGCACCACAUGGCCGACAGCGCAGCAAAGAAUACAAGUGAUAAAAGAGAGGAAGCUGUGCUUCAACUGCCUUUCGCCAAAACAUCGCACCAAAGAAUGUCCAUCAACAAGAACUUGUCAACAAUGCUCCAAGCGCCACCAUACUUCUAUCUGCCUGCAAAACCGGCCGCCUCCCCAGCAGACAUCGCCGACGACGUAUCAACAACGCCGUCCGCCUGAAAACAGAGAAAACAACAGAAGAUCAAGAGAAACGUCGCAAGUGCAUUUCGUCGAGGGAAGUCCUAACGCGGGCCAGAGCAAUCCACAGGUAACUACUGAACAAAACGAUAUUGUAGCCGUUGCUGAGCAUACGCCACCCACCCGACAGCCAAUACUACUCAUGUGCGCUGACGUUGAUGUUUUCAAUCCCGAAACGCCAAAUGAGCGGAUCACCACUAUGGCAUUCUUCGAUAGCGGAUCCAGCAGAAGCUAUAUCACCACGGAACUCGCUAAGGAUCUGCACCUUCCACAAGGAAAAAUGGAAGAGGUAUCAAUAUAUACAUUUGCCUCUGGUAGUCCUCUCCCGCUUCUCACAACGCUUCAUAGCAUUGGGGUUUAUACUAGUAAAGGAGGCCAGAUUUUGUGCGUAAAAGCCAUCGAAACUCUUACAAAAGCAUUGAAGAUUGUGCAACAAAGAUCUGAAAAUUGCUCGACUCUUGUCUCUACGAAAAAGAAGCCCUCACUUUUGAUUGGCGCAGACUAUUUUUGGGAUAUCCUCUUCUUUGAUGACUUCUACAUCCAAUCGAUCGACAAUGGUUAUCACUUGGUGCACUCGUCUGUGGGCGACAUUAUCACAGGAAAAACAUUGUGGCAAAGCAAGAACAUGGAGCACUGCUUUAGCGUAAGCGAAUCUCAAGAAGAAAAUCUUGAUCAACUGGUUACUAAACUAUGGCUGCAUGAUGAUGUGCAUAAUGGUUCCUACAGUGAGGAUGACAAUAAAUGCCUGAGAAUCUUCAAUGAAACGAUCUACUUUGACGAAAUCGAGGGUCGCUACGUCGUGCAACUCCCCUUCAAAAAGGAUAAAAAAGAGCUUCCCAAUAAUAUUCAGCUCGCAUACGCUAGACUCCUCCAUAACAUGAAGCAUUUACAACAUUCUCCUGAGACGCUAAGCAAAUACCACGCACUGAUACAAGAUCAACUUCAAAAGGGGAUCAUUGAAGCAGUGCACGAACCAAAAUUACCCAAACUAUGUCACUAUCUCCCGCACCAUGCCGUAAUUUCGGAGGAAAAACGAACCACUAAACUACGAUGCGUCUACGAUGGUUCCUCCAAAUCAAAAGGAAACCCAAGUUUGAAUGACCUACUCUACAGGGGUCCG
Molecule: messenger RNA, 1959 nt
Organism: Cylicostephanus goldi
Lineage: Eukaryota; Metazoa; Nematoda; Chromadorea; Rhabditida; Strongylidae
Source: the annotation of a GenBank genome assembly